Molecule: messenger RNA, 1989 nt
Organism: Corvus hawaiiensis (hawaiian crow)
Lineage: Eukaryota; Metazoa; Chordata; Aves; Passeriformes; Corvidae
Product: collagen alpha-1(III) chain-like
Exons: 2
Coding region: 1-1152 (383 amino acids)
Source: RefSeq, a predicted model, not a curated record
AUGUGCAGGGCCGGGAGAAGGAGCUCGGCAAGGCGGCGGAGACGGUCCCCGAAACCGGGGGGACAGCGGGGACACGGCACAGACUGUCCCCGACACCGGGGGGACAGCGGGGACACGGCACAGCCGGUCCUGGACACCGGGGGGACAGUGGGGACACGGCACAGACGGUCCCCGACACCGGGGGGACAGCGGGGACACGGCACAGACGGUCCCCGAAACCGGGGGGACAGUGGGGACACGGCACAGCCGGUCCUGGACACCGGGGGGACAGUGGGGACACGGCACAGACUGUCCCCGACACCGGGGGGACAGUGGGGACACGGCACAGCCGGUCCCGGACACCGGGGGGACAGCGGGGACACGGCACAGCCGGUCCCGGACACCGGGGGGACAGUGGGGACACGGCACAGACGGUCCCCGACACCGGGGGGACAGCGGGGACACGGCACAGACGGUCCCCGAAACCGGGGGGACAGUGGGGACACGGCACAGCCGGUCCCGGACACCGGGGGGACAGCGGGGACACGGCACAGCCGGUCCCCGACACCGGGGGGACAGUGGGGACACGGCACAGACUGUCCCCGACACCGGGGGGACAGCGGGGACACGGCACAGCCGGUCCCCAAAUCUGAGUGGGACAACGGGGACGCGCCACAGGUGGCCUCCAGCCACCCCCGGUCCCCGGCCACCCCCGGCCACCCCUGGACACCUCACCCCCGGUCCCCGGCCACCCCCGGCAGGACAGCGGGGACACACCACGCGUGGUCCUCGGCCACCCCCGGACACUUCACUCGCGGUCACCCCCGGUCCCCGGCCACCCCUGGACCCCUCACCCCCGGUCCCCAACCCCGGCAGGACAGCGGGGACACCUCACCCCCGGUCCCCGGCCACCCUUGGACACUCCCGGCCACCCCUGGACACUUCACCCCCGGCCACCCCCGGUCCCCGGUCACCCCCGGCCACCCCCGGCCAGCCCCGGUGCCCACCCGCGGGCGCUGCAGCGGCUCCACGCCGGGUGAUUUCUGUGCCCAUCGCUGCCACCCCCGCACGCAGCGACAGCUCCGGGGACCCAGAGAGGAGGGGAGGACUCGCAGUGUCCCCGCAGGGAUUUUGGUUGUUUUUUGUGGGGUUUUUUUGGGGGUUUGUUUUUAAGGAGAAUCCAGAGGUUCCUCCGCGUUUUGGGAUUUGCAUCAGGAGGGUGGGACAGCCGGGAUUUGUGGGGUUCCUUGUGGGAUUCGGCAGGGAUUCGGAGGAUGAUGAGGAUGAGGAGGAGGAGAGAACGGCCGGCAUGAUGGGAUGCCACCAUCCCGCGUGUCCCCAGUGCCACCGCGGGCACGGCCGCGUGCCCGGUGCCACCAUCGCUUUUAGGGUCACCCCCGCGGCCCUUUUUCCCAGCGGCUCCAUCCCCCUGGGACACCGGGGAACACCAACGUCCCUUCCCGGGAUCCCAAUCCCAUCCCUCCUGUCCCUAUCCCAUCAUUUCCGCGCUUCCCGGCAGCCGGGCCACGACUCCAGGAGCCACCUGAGCGUGUCCCGGGUGCCACCCGCGAUGUGGGCACCGUGCCCUCCUCACCCCGCUUUGCCCCCGCUCCCAAAUUGCCGACAUUUAAACCAAAGAAAGCGCCGCCCCCAUGGAAACCUCAACCCCCGUCCCCACCCCGUCCCCGCGCCCCAAACGGGGCUGGCACCGCACCGAGGGGGCUCAGGGGGUCCCGCGCUCGUCCCCGAGGUGUGCCCGUGCCAGCCGCGCCCGCUGCUGUCUCAUAAUGAGAAUUUUACCCCUCCCUGGGCUCAAAUCACCCCCUCCCAGCACCCCAAAAACGCCACCGCGCCCCCCCCAAAAAAUGCCACCAGGGCUGUGCCCCCCGCCCUUGUCGCCAGCCGGCUGCGGGGUCACAGCUCUGUGCCACCUUCCGCUUGUGCCCCCGCCGCUGCCACCACCGCCGCGUGUUCGUGCCACCGCACCCAGUAAAGCCGUGCUGUAUCCCA